AUUGAGUUUGGCAGGCUCCACUGUAUUUUGAUGAUUAAGAAAGGGGACCGGCCUUGAGAGUUUAAUAUAUCUGCACUGCUGGACAUGUCUGAGGGCAUCUCUGUCAAAAACCUAUAUUCACAUGGGCUAAGGCACUGGAAUUUGUUUGGCAAGCCAAACUGCUCUUUAAUUUCUGUGUGAAAGGGAUUAUUCUUGAAUUCUUCUUCAGCUGUAUAAAGGGAAUUUAAGGUGGAAGGUUUUAGUACUUGUUGAAGUUUGAGUUGCUUCCAGAAAGAGAGCUCUUUACUUUACCUUGUUUGAAGGAAAGAAACACAGUAAAAAUCAGUGAUCUAUACAUGAGUUCAUGUGAUUUACUUUUAAGAUAGAGGAAACUAGAAAGAAAAUAUAUUCCAAAAUUCAUCCAUAUACAGCUCGGUUGAAGCAUGAGAUCCUUGAAGAAGGCAGUGUUCAUAUGAUUAUUGGCCUUCUUUACCAGCCAAAACUGGUGCAUAAGUUUCAAUGGAGAAGUUUCUGAAUCCAUAUGACAAGGAAUACAUGAAGAUGGCCAUGUUAAAGCAUGAGGAAACAUUUAGGGAGCAGGUUUGCGAACUCCAUCGUCUGUAUCAUAUGCAGAAGAUACUAAUGAAGGAUAUAGCGAAAAACAGGCAAAAUAUUCACGAUUUUGCGUCUACUUCCAAGCAAAUGAAUGAUCACGCUGAUGUACACAAGAAUGCACGGCAAUGUAUUGACUUGGAAAGGCCUGCUGAAAAGUUCGAAGAACAAAAUGAGAGUGAACUUGAGCUGACUUUGGGCCCGACAAGCUAUUACCGGAAGAGGAAAGAUGCUGAAACUCCAUUAGCAUCAGAUUCGGGGCGAUGCUUUUCUUCUUCUUCAACUGGUUCCAACCAUAUAAAGUUUACAAUAAAAGAAGAAUUAUUAAAUCCUAGUUUCCUUUGUAGAAGGAAAAAUAGUUCUGAAGUUGAAGAGAAAUUGAGACAAGAUAUAUUAAAUUCUCCCCCUUGGCAUAUGCAGGCCUUAAGCCUGAAUAUGACUUGAAAAAUGGCAAAUAAUUCAUCCAGAGUCAGUAUGAUAAUUUUUAUAGACUGAUUCUGUGAAUUCUAAGUGUUCGGAUUUUAUUUUUCAAUUUAUUUCUUGUUUUUACUAUAAUGGAUUUCCAGCUCGAUUCUAAAAGCACAAAACACUUGAGAAAUGAAUAAUUUACAGUCUCUUCUCGACAAAACUGGAGGAAGAAGUUUCA
Olea europaea var. sylvestris is the source of this 1237-nucleotide messenger RNA. RefSeq lists its product as uncharacterized. Lineage: Eukaryota; Viridiplantae; Streptophyta; Magnoliopsida; Lamiales; Oleaceae. The record is from RefSeq and is a predicted model, not a curated record. The transcript has 3 exons. Bases 499 to 1035 code for a protein of 178 amino acids.